AUGCGUUAUACGUUCCCUGCUUCCCGUGACACGCCCGAUCCCAUGGAUACUCUACAGUUCAAGUCAGUCAAGAUCACAUCAAUCAAGGAGUGCUUACACUGGCCACUGCAAGUAUUUGGUAUCAUUACUGCACGAUCCAUAUCUUGCAUUGACCGCCCCAGUCGAGCUAUUGCGGUGUCAAUAGACCCUUCAUACAUUGAGGUUUCCCUCAAAGUCAAGGGCACUACAAAAGCUGAGGAUAAAGAUCUGAGUGAUCUUGCUGUGACUUACAGAAGUGGGUAUUGCCUAACUGGUGUUUACCCUAGCAGGCUCAGCACGCUGAAACUUGAAUUCAGCCACGUUAGUUUCUCUGUGGAGGCCACAAUCUGUAUAAAACUCAUUGGUGGGUCAUGGCCAAUUGGUUUCCAAAGUGUAUUCACUGCUGGCACCUCUACUGAUGAUGUCCCCGUCAAAUUACUUGAUUCCGAACAUGACGGGUUGCCUGUCGAUGCCAAUGGUGUGACCAAGCUCUCGCGUCGCGUGGUUUCUGUUGGACUUGAGAAGUUUCUGAAGGUUCAUCUCAUGGCAAUUUCGAUUAAUGGGAGACAAGUUGUUGAGAGUAGCGAGGCAACUUUUAAGCCUGAGAGGGCUGGCAUUAGCCUAAGCAAUCUUAGUCUUGGCUUCUGUAGUAUGGAAGUUGCCGUUGCUUGGUCAUGUUUCUGUGAUGAGUGACUUGUUCUUAUAACUAGUGGACCCGUUGCGCCAAAUGGCGCAGAGGCACGCUAAAGCCAUGCCCGCGAUGAAAAUAUUUGCAUUUGUUAUUAGCUUCAGGUUUGAGUAAGCACAAAUGGCAUGAAUUGUGACCCUCUUUAUACUUAGCAUGCACAAUUUGUUGUGUUAUUUGGGUAACAUGGAAGCGAUAGUUUUUUAUAUUUUAAUCAUCAGUUGUGUGGCAUUUAGGCCCAUCUUUUAAUUUAGUCCUAGUUUUUCUUCAGAGGGGCACAAACAAUAUAAGCAAUAAGGGUCAUUAAGAGCAUCAUUAUUAUUCAAAAUGAUAGCAACUCUAUACAACCUGGUAUUUAAUUAUUUUCUUUCUCUCAAGCCCUAAUUCUGAACACAGCCCAAU
Messenger RNA from Triticum urartu, 1105 nucleotides. The record is from RefSeq and is a predicted model, not a curated record. Lineage: Eukaryota; Viridiplantae; Streptophyta; Magnoliopsida; Poales; Poaceae.